This is a messenger RNA of Cryptotermes secundus, 3947 nucleotides long. RefSeq lists its product as uncharacterized. Gene Ontology annotation, cellular component: membrane. The transcript is spliced from 3 exons. The record is from RefSeq and is a predicted model, not a curated record. Gene Ontology annotation, molecular function: ATPase activator activity. The coding region runs from base 1824 to 3014 and encodes 396 amino acids. NCBI's taxonomy places the organism in Eukaryota, Metazoa, Arthropoda, Insecta, Blattodea, Kalotermitidae. Gene Ontology annotation, biological process: membrane organization.
AUGAGCCCCAAAUGGGUCUCGACACCAAAACUUACUGACUUACUGACUGACCGUCAGUCGCAGUGUGACUUUGACAAUGAGAGAACGUGACAGAGAGUGCAGAAAUAGAGCAUUUGAUUAGAGAGUAGCUAGGAGUUCAGAGUGAGUGACACAGUGCAGUGAAAAAUGACGAGUUAUUGUUCAGUGUUUAAGGGAGAGGGGGAGAUUAGCACGACACUAUAGCAACUGAGCUAAUGGGCCUCGCAGUGAGUGAUUCAAUUUUUAGACUUCCCAGAGAACACACGCAAAGAAGAGCAACAGUCGUAAUAUCAGAAAGCAACAUAUUAGGUGUCUUCUAUUCAGUAGGACAGAAUUGUCUGGUUGAAUUGAAACUCUAAACUAUAAUACAAGAGUGGUGCGGCUGGUGUGUCAGUGGUGGGACCAUCCUGUCUGCAUACGGACUAGUAAGCAAGCAAAAUGACGGAGUCGACAGUGUGUGAAACAUGCUGGAAGGCAAUCAUGGAGUCUUUUGAGAAGAACCACAAAGAUUUAAAUGCAAAGAAUCCUGACUGCCAGGAAGAAAUAGAACUACUGAAUAGUGGCCUAGAAACAAUAUGGCAGCUUAUCCAUACAUCACCCUCUGUAAAUGGAAACAGAGCAGUAUGGAAAGAAUUAAUCACAAAAUCCAAAGCUGAGAGGACAGUGCUUUAUAAUCACCUCGAUCGAAAGGCGCUCUUUACAGCCAUUCUGCGCAUGUACGCUGCCAUACACAGGGAAACGUGAGACUCGCUACUCCCAGAACAAACGGAAUCACCUGAGGAAUUUCACGAACAAAGGAGACACAGGCGAAACUCCUCAGAGGAAUAGGUGAAAAGACCGAAGCUGACAUGUGGACCGCGGGAUCCUAGGAUACGAUCCCAAGGUGAGGUACUGACAAAAAAAAUCUGAGGACAUCAGGAAUGGAUGUUGUGGAGGAGACAGCCAGACAGAGAAAAGCGGCAGCCAUCGUGCAUCAAGGCAAGUAGGCCGCCUCCCAUUGUGCUAACCUCUAUGACUAACCUGAUACAGUUGCAGAGGAAAAACAAAGACAUUGUCACGGGCAGUUUUCAGUUCUGCAACACCAGGAACAGGAUCAGAAUUGUCAAAAAAUAACUGACAGGCUUUUCAGCCAUAAAAAAAUUCCUAGAGGGUAACAACCUUUCAUAUUCUUUGUAUUACCCGAAAUAGAAAAAUCCAUCAAAGCGGUCAUCCGUCACCUCCCACAAAAUACUCCAGCAGAGGAUAUCUGUGAUGGAAUGGUGAGUCCAUGUCAUUAGCAUCAAAAAAAUGUCAACCAGUUGUCUGACACCUCCAGAAGGAACAAGUACCAUCAACCUUUCCUUGUUCCUUAUCACACAACCCAGAACGUAGAAGUCCCAAGAACUUCCGAUUGACCAACCUCUGCCACAUUGCCAUCAGGGUAGAGGCGUACAAAGCACAAAACGGGCUUACACAGUGCUACAGCUGUCAGCAGUUCGGCCAUGUUUGGGCAAACUGCAAGCAACCUCUAUGUUGUUUGUGGUGCGGAGGUGGCCACCUACAGAAGGAGUGCCCAGAAAAGGGAAACUCUGCCUCCACUCCAAUAUGCUGCAACUGCUGGUUGGCAGAGGGAGAAAAACCACAUCCCGCCAAUUAUCGGGGUCGCAGACAUGCCAAGGAGGAGCAGCAGAAAAGGAAGGGGCAGAGAGCGCCCAAGACUACCACGAGGAGGGUGUUCUCCUCAAACAUCGUCACCCCAGGUGUCUCCUUUGUGAUGACACUCCAAGGCAGCGCAGUACAGCAGCAAAAGCACCCUCAGGAAAACCAUGUUCCAGUGGUUUGUCCAACCACAGCAAGAAAGCAGAUUGUACUGGCUCCUGCACUGCAGAAACAGGUGCAGUUGUAUGAUGACAAGAGGAAAGAAGGAAAAUCUCUAUAGCCCUCGAUCACGGAAACCAAUUCAUUUUUACAAGAUGGAUACAAGUGAUGCGGCCCAAAGCAGUAGUCACCAGAGGCACCAGAAUGUGAAAUAUGGAAGGGAGCAAGAAGUACCGCUAGAAGAACCUCCAGAGUGCAGAAACAAUGGUGAUAAUGGAAAUAUCCAGAAAGUUGUGAUUAAGGAUGUUUCAGAUACAGAAUCAGAACAGGAAUAUCACACUGUUCAAGAAUGUGCACAAAGCUCUUCAAAAUAUGUAUUUAGAAAAGAGGAACCACGAAAGGCUGGGAUACAUGCAUACAUUAUGUAUAAAUGGACCAUAUUAUUAUCAUGCACUGUAGUCAUAGUGGGAAUCUGUGUGUACUUGUAUAAUUCAUGUGGUGCACAGGAGUAUGCAGAAGAGUAUAAUUCAUGUGGUGCACAGGAGUAUGCAGAAAAACAUUUAAGAAUGGAUAUACAACAUAUUCAUAAUCAGUUUCCAUCACAACUGAACACCACGUGGAUAGCAUUUUUAGCUGGUAUCAAAGACGUACAACGAACACCUGCAAAGCCAUCCGUAUUUGUGCUGCUUUAUGAGACCGAAGGAGAGACACCAGCUUGCCUUGCAUGGAAGAUUGGUAACAUAUCUGCUCACUUCCUCAGUGCUAAAAACAAAAAUCCUAUUGUCUUAGAUGGAGCAAACCUUGAGAAAAAUCAGACACUUGGUGAAGACUAUGGGAUACUGAUGGAGGAAUAUCGCCCCAUGGUAGAAGAGCGGCGCACAAUGAUAGUAAAAGAUCUCCAUAAGGUAUCUGCUAAUGUGGCCCAAUCUUUCUAUUGUUUCUGUGACACUGUGACACCUCUUGUAGAUAAGGCUGUUUUUUUAUUUACUAUGAAAGCUUCAGGAGUUAUCCAUGCUCAGGACAACCCCACCAGCUUGGCAGUGAAGGAAUUACGGAAGUUGUGGAAUGGUCAGAUAGAUAGAGAUCAAUUAAUGCCUCUAAUUGUGCGAAUCACAGAUAGUGUCUUGGUAAUAAUGCCUGAAAAGCAUCAUAUGUCAUGUCCAGAAGGAGCUAUAGUUCCAGAAAGAGAACAUCUUUAAAGUCAUUACAGUAUUGUUGUACAUGUGUUCCAUUCAGCAUUAAAGUGGGAAUUAAGAUUUCCAUAUUUUGCCUUGGUAGAUAUUUAAAAAAAAAAUUUCUUAAUAUGGCUGUGGUUAAAUAAUGAUGUCUGGUAAGAUAUCUGAAAAUUAUGUAAUAAAGUUACAUGUUGUCAAUUUUCUGCUCUUCUAGAAAGCAUUUUUUAUAAUUUGUUAUAAUGUUUAAAGUUGAGAUAUUAUAUGCUUUUUGUGAAUAUCUGUAAUUAAUAUUAUAACAGUGAUUCUUUGUGCUUAUUCCCUUUAGCCCUGCUGCAGAAGGAGUAGUCUAUUUGAGGCAAAAAAAAUUGAGAAUCACUGGAUACAUCUUUUAGCUUCAUUGUGAUUUUAUUUGCACAUAGUGGGCUAAUGCUCUUUAAGAAAAAUAAAAUGUGGCAUUAGUACUUACAUAAUAAUUUUCAUCCUGGACACAUUUCUAGUGAAAUUCGUAAUGUUAAGUAUGGAAUUGAUAUAUUGGAUGAAUUUAAGUUUAAUUAUGAUCUUCUGGGUUGUAGGCCUUGGAGUUCUCUGCUUGGCUUACUCUUCGACCCUUAAGAUGGUGAUAUGUUCCUCUAAAUUGUGAGGUUGUCUCCAGACUACAUGGUGUUACAACCCAGAAGAUUGUACUCUUCAGUUUGUUUAAGUUAAUUUAGUUUUAAGUAAUACCUGCUGUUACAGUUGUUACAGUUAUGGCCAUAACUGAACUGGGACUGUACUUUCGUGAUGUAAAUAAAUAUUCUAACAUAUUUUUAAUUUUUCAUUAUACUGAGUAAACUAGAUAAUAUGAUUUUCAUGCAGUAUUUUGUUUUUUAAAUUGAAGAUACACAUAUUGAGUUCAUGGUACAAAAUAAUUUAUAUUGUAAAUAUCAAAAACAAAAUAAAAAUGGUAUUCCAAACAGG